GGAGGUGCUCACUUCAUUCUAUUCUUGUUUCUGCUAUACACUGGUCAUCGAGGUGAUCAUUGAGAUGGAGAACAGUGGAGAUUAUCUUAUUGACAUUUCCAACCAGCUAGCUGAGAUAAAUGAAAAUCUUUUAGAAGUUAUCGGAACUAUUAAGAGUAUCACCAAAAGUCAACUUGAAGUCCGAGCAAACGUGGAAAAGCUGAAGAAUGUGACGGAAGACCAAGAUCCCAAACCUGAUGGUGAUUCCUCAUCCACCACUUGCAAGUUUCCCAAGAUGGAGAACGGUGGAGAUUAUCUUAUUGACAUUUCCAACCAGCUAGCUGAGAUAAGUGAAAAUCUUUUAGAAGUUAUGGAAGCUAUUAAGAGUAUCACCAUUUUUCAACUUGAAAUCCGAGCAAACGUGGAAAAGCUGAAGAAUGUGACGGAAGACCAAGAUCCCAAACCUGAUGGUGAUUCCUCAUCCACCACUUGCAAGUUUCCUAAGAAUGAACGGAAGACGGAAGACCAAGAUCCCAAGCCUGAUGGUGAUUCCUCACCCACCGCUUGCAAGUUUCCCAAGCUUGAUGCAUCACUUAGUUCUACAUCAAAGUGAGAAGAAGGGAAUACUGGUUUUACUGUGGUAUCCUCCACCACUGAGCAGUGAUGCACCCGAAGAGGAUCUGAAGUCAGAAACAGCUAUGUAAUAAAGUCAAAAGUUUCAUGCGAUAGCGAUACGGUGCACGUGCAAACUCGUUUAGCACUGUAUUUUACUUUUUCUGUAAUUUUUUUUGUUUUCUAUAACAGUAACCAUACAUACAAAAUGUACUUUUUAAUUUGAACAUAACGCACGACUCAUUUACCUUGCUGAAUGUUUAUGAUAUAAUCUGUCUCAUUUUGUUACAAUAUUGGUUUUGUGCGACCCGCGGCCUACUCAGUACUAAGAUGUUGUUAAAUCAUCUGAUAGAUGCCUCAAUAAUUAGGAAUUAAACCAUUUAUCAGUAUUUUAACUUUUGAGUUAAAUGUCCUGCUAUUGGGAUACAAUAAAACAUCAUUUUACUAGUUUCGCUUUCUUAGUUUUACUAGUUAAGAUUGGUUUAUUGUUUCGAUACAUAGCAAUACACAUAAAAUACAUUGCAGCCACUUGUACAUGCUAGUAGUACAAGUCGCUGAAUUAUGCAUAUUAGGCAGAUACAAUAAUCAGACAAUUGAAUAAUCAGACAAUAAUCACAAUAAUAUCUAUCACACAAUGACGGGUUAGCUGACGUUGUUCAGAAGCGUAGUGAAGUAUGGGAUGGGGCUGUUCUUAUAUCUGUUGGAUCUUGCCAUCGGAAUGCAGAAUCUCUGUUAUUUACAUCUUUCCGUAGCGGGGGCAACCAGUUUCUAAACGUCGGUGAAUUCAACAAAGAUUUGGCAAAUUUAAGGCUUGGCGAUUCUCUUCUGGAUUUUAAGGUACAGAGGCCAAAAUGGGAAAGGGCUUCAUCAUAACAUGAGUAUUGAGGGCCUAAAAUUAUUCUUAGCGCACGUUUCUGUAUUCGU
This is a messenger RNA of Branchiostoma belcheri (Belcher's lancelet), 1515 nucleotides long. RefSeq lists its product as uncharacterized. NCBI's taxonomy places the organism in Eukaryota, Metazoa, Chordata, Leptocardii, Amphioxiformes, Branchiostomatidae. The transcript has 6 exons. The record is from RefSeq and is a predicted model, not a curated record. The coding region runs from base 65 to 592 and encodes 175 amino acids.